AUGAUUUACUCUGUUUGGAAUGUCAGGGGCUUGAAUGACCCUGGCAAAGUUGCCUCUGUAAAGAGGUCGCUUCACUCACAUUCAGUUGAUGUUGUUGGAUUGCUUGAAACAAAAAUCAAAUUGAAAAAUGUUCUCACUUAUCAGAGGAAGUUUGGCUCUUCUUGGCUUUGGUUGUGUAAUUAUGACCAUUCUCCCAAAGGGAGGAUUUGGCUUGGUUGGAAUGUGGAUAGAGUAACUGUUAAUGUCUUGAAGGUUCAUGAACAGUUCAUUCAUUGUACUGUUUCUUCUAAGGAUCUCGCUACUCAAAUUUAUCUCACUGUUGUUUAUGGUCUUCACUCCAUUCAUGAUAGGCUUCCUUUGUGGGAGGGGCUCAGAAGCAUCUCUAUUCAGCAUUCUCCUUGGCUUUGUGUUGGUGACUAUAACUCUGUUCUUCAUACUUCAGAUAGGCUUCAUGGUGUUGAUGUUACUGAUUAUGAUACUAGAGACUUUCAGAAUUUGGUUGAUGAUUUGGACCUCACUGAGAUCAAAAGCAAAGGGUCCUUUUACUCUUGGUCUAAUAAGGCUCAUACUGGCCCUAGAACGCUCUCUAGACUUGACAGAGUCUUUGGUAAUCAAGAUUGGUUAGCUUCUCAUGGGCAUGUGGAGACUGUUUAUCUCCCUCCUUCUUUAUCUAAUCAUAGUCUAGUUCUGUUGGAUAUUUUCUCUAGCCUUGUGGGGAAAGGUAGACCUUUCCGAUUUCUAAAUUGUAUUGCUGAUCACCCUGAUUUUCUUGAUACCGUUUCGCAGGCUUGGGGUUCUGGUAGCUCUGUUUGGCAGAAGCUUAAUUCUGUGAAGUCUAGUAUCAAAUCUCUUAAUAGCAAGCAGUUUGGUAACAUUGAGGAAAAGAUUGACCAGGCUAAUGCUGAGCUUUCUAGAAUUCAAAACUUAAUGGCCCAGAACCCUGAUGAUUUGGAUUUAUAUGCUAAAGAAUCUGAUGCUAUUAAGGUUGUCAAGCACAGGAAUGAUAUUCAAGAAAGCAUCUUCAAGCAAAAAUCUAGGAUUAAUUGGGUUAAGCUUGGAGAUGGCAAUUCUCACUAUUUCUUCUCUGUGAUGAAGACUAGGCAAGCAAGGAAUAGAAUUGACUCCAUCUUUGAUUCUAAUCAGUAUUAG
This is a messenger RNA of Chenopodium quinoa (quinoa), 1149 nucleotides long. RefSeq lists its product as uncharacterized. The transcript has a single exon. The coding region runs from base 1 to 1149 and encodes 382 amino acids. Gene Ontology annotation, molecular function: catalytic activity. Lineage: Eukaryota; Viridiplantae; Streptophyta; Magnoliopsida; Caryophyllales; Amaranthaceae. The record is from RefSeq and is a predicted model, not a curated record.